Sphaerodactylus townsendi is the source of this 4197-nucleotide messenger RNA. RefSeq names its product carboxypeptidase X, M14 family member 2 (gene CPXM2). Bases 146 to 2449 code for a protein of 767 amino acids. The transcript has 14 exons. Gene Ontology annotation, biological process: proteolysis. Lineage: Eukaryota; Metazoa; Chordata; Lepidosauria; Squamata; Sphaerodactylidae. The record is from RefSeq and is a predicted model, not a curated record. Gene Ontology annotation, molecular function: metallocarboxypeptidase activity; zinc ion binding.
AACUAGUCCAAAGCAGAAGCUCUUAUCCCAGACGUCGCUCUUUAUCCUGGGAAUUUACUAGCUGCCAAGAUUCCUGUUUUUCCUCUUCGUUGAAUCUAAAUUGGAUAUUAUUCACAAAGGAGCUUUUUUUUCUGCAAAAGAAAAAAUGAUUCCACUCUGCGAGAAAUCUCAGCUUUUUCUUGUGCUCUGGGUGUUCGGUCUGGCACUGCUGGUGGAUUCAAUUUGGGGUCUACCUAUGGAAGAUCAGGAUUACUACCUACAGGAAAUCAUCAACAGGGAUCAUUAUUACUCUUUUCCAGAUCCCGAUGAUGAAUUUUCGCCAUUCACAGAACAACCAAAAGAGGAAGAAACAGAACCCCCUGCAGAGACAGAACAGCCACAACGUUUUAGACAUGCCAAGAAGGAGUUAAAACCAAAGAAAGCCAACAAAAAAGAUAAAUCUACUCUGGACACUCCGCCAGCUAAAAAUGGCAACAGAAAAGGUGAGAAAAACAAGAAAGGCACAGAAAGGACACCAGAUGGAGACUAUGAAAGACAAAACGCUUAUGAAGAAAGUCGAGAAAGUUGUCCUCCCCUGGGUCUUGAAACAUUAAAAAUUAGUGACUUCCAGCUGCAUGCCUCUACAGUAAAACGAUAUGGCCUUGGGGCCCACAGAGCACGGCUAAAUAUACAGGCAGGUGUUAAUGAGAAUGAUUUUUAUGAUGGUGCUUGGUGUGCAGGACGGAACGAUCCAUACCAGUGGAUUGAAUUAGAUGCUCGGAGGCUAACAAGGUUCACCGGUGUUAUCACACAGGGAAGAAAUUCUCUCUGGCUGAGUGACUGGGUAACCUCUUACAAAGUCAUGGUGAGCAAUGACAGUCACACCUGGAUUACUGUCAAAAAUGGUUCUGAAGACAUGAUUUUUGUAGGCAAUGAAGAAAAAGAGAUCCCAGUCCUCAACGAACUGCCUGUACCUCUUGUUGCACGUUAUAUUCGGAUAAGUCCCCGAACAUGGUAUGAAGAAGGAAGCAUAUGCAUGAGACUGGAGAUUCUGGGUUGUCCUCUGCCAGACCCAAAUAACUAUUAUCACAGAAGAAAUGAAAUGAUGACAACAGACAACCUUGAUUUUAAGCACCACAACUAUAAAGAAAUGAGGCAGCUGAUGAAAGUUGUAAAUGAGAUGUGUCCAAAUAUCACAAGAAUUUACAAUAUUGGGAAGAGUCAUCAAGGGCUAAAGUUGUAUGCUGUUGAGAUCUCAGACAACCCAGGAGAACAUGAAGUUGGUGAACCUGAAUUUCGAUACAUGGCAGGGGCUCAUGGGAAUGAGGUACUUGGGCGAGAGCUGCUGCUUUUGUUAAUGCAGUUCAUGUGCCAGGAAUAUCUAGCUGGGAAUUCACGUAUUAAACGCCUCAUUGAAGAUACCAGAAUUCAUCUUCUUCCUUCAAUCAAUCCAGAUGGAUAUGAGAAAGCCUAUGAAGUGGGCUCAGAAUUAGGAGGCUGGUCUUUAGGACGGUGGACUGAAGAUGGCAUUGAUAUAAACAAUAAUUUUCCUGACUUAAAUACUCUGCUUUGGGAAGCUGAAGAUCGGUGGAAGGUUCAAAAGAAGGUCCCUAAUCAUCACAUACCCAUCCCAGAUUGGUACCUGUCUGAAAAUGCUACAGUGGCAGUUGAAACUCGAGCUGUAAUAGCAUGGAUGGAAAAAAAUCCAUUUGUGCUUGGGGGCAACUUACAGGGAGGAGAAUUGGUUGUUGCCUAUCCCUACGAUAUGGUCCGGUCAACAUGGAAAACACAGGAGCAUACGCCUACUCCAGAUGAUCAUGUUUUUCGAUGGCUGGCAUAUUCGUAUGCAUCUACUCAUCGACUAAUGACAGAUGCCUGGAGGAGAGUUUGCCACACAGAGGACUUUCAGAAAGAAGAUGGAACUGUAAAUGGAGCAUCAUGGCACACUGUUGCAGGAAGUAUAAAUGACUUUAGCUAUCUACAUACAAAUUGUUUUGAAUUAUCUAUAUAUGUUGGCUGUGAUAAAUAUCCUCAUGAAAGUGAGCUACCAGAAGAGUGGGAAAACAACCGAGAAUCCCUUAUUGUUUUCAUGGAGCAGGUACAUCGUGGUAUUAAAGGCAUAGUGAAGGAUUUACAUGGAAAAGGAAUUCCAAAUGCCAUUAUUUCUGUAGAAGGUGUUAACCAUGACAUCCGUACAGGAACUGAUGGGGAUUAUUGGCGCCUUCUAAACCCAGGAGAAUACAUGGUCACUGCAAAAGCAGAGGGGUAUACUGCCUCCACCAAAAACUGUGCUGUCGGCUAUGAAAUGGGAGCUACCAGGUGUGACUUCACCAUCAGCAAAACCAACCUGGCACGAAUCAAAGAGAUCAUGGAGAAAUUUGGAAAGCAGCCAAUUAGUUUGUCACUCCGAAGGCUCAGACAGAGAGUUGGGCAGAGGCGCCCACAGUAUCGACUACUUUCUGCAGUGUAAAAGAUCCCAUGAUCUUGCUGUGUCCCUAAGCAGAAACCAACUGUAGUAAUAGAAAAAUAUAUAUCAACGAUACCUUCUUACAUCCCCUUCUUGCAAUAUUUUAAUCGGAGAUCUUGUACUGAAGAAUAUCUUGAGAUUCUACAGCUCAAUAUUUAGAUUAUGUGCUCCUCUGAAAAACUGGAGAACAGAAAUGUGUCUUCCAUAAAGAAAGUAGUCACUGCAUUUGUAAUUGCUUGUAUUUUCUCACCCAGAGGAAAGGCAUAAUAACUAAAUACUGUGAAGUAUUUUUAAUGCAGAUAGAAUACAAUUCUUCUCUAUUGGUUACCAUUGAAUUGAAACUGCUAUGAAAAUCAGCUUUGGGGGUUGAAAUUGGAUUUCAGGACUCAACUGCAUGGAAAAUUGUGGGCUUGAGGACUGAAUUCAGAUUUUCCCGAAGACACCACCCACAUAGCCUCAUAUCAGCUGUUGUGUAGCAACAACCACACACUCAGAUGUAAGAGACAAAAAGAUGCAUGCAAAUAAAGUUGUGUCUUGUUAUUAAAAAAUGAAAUGCUAGGUAUCUUUUCAAGGAAUCUUUCAGAUGUGGCCACUGAAAAAAGAUUUUAGCAUGAUGUUUAGACAACCCCACUGUGGAAAACUUGUAUCUCUGCAAAACUAUAUGGAGGAGCCCCUCUCCUCCCUCUUUCUCCCUUUCACUUACCUGCUGACCUAUCAUAGUCCACAUGGACUAGGAGGCAGUAGGCAGCAGAGAGCUGAAUGUUGGGUUCAUCCUGGCCAGACCCAGUAUUCAGCUCUGUACCUCCUAUAAAGUCCACAGAAGGUUUGGGGACAGCAGGUGGUAUAGAGCAUAACACUACCAAUAUUAAGCUCUGCACUGCCCGCCACUUUCAAGAGCCAUGUGGACUUUGGAGGCUUGGCAUUUUUCAGGAUUGGGUUUAAUAGAUCUGGGGGGAAAAUGCGCGGGGGCGGGGGGCAGAUAAAAGCCAUGAAAAAAUCCCAUACCAGUAUGUAGGUUUGGCUCUUUUUUAAAUAUUUUUUGAAAAUGUCCGAGUCUUUUAAACUCAACAAAUACAAAGAAAAAAUGGUGCACAGUCUUUGAAUGUGCUCUACAUGAUCCUUCCAAUAUGUGUUGUCACCAUUUUGUCUGAAAGGAGCAGUGUCUGUAUUUUUAACUGCAACAUGUGUAUCAGAAACCUGAUUUGUGUACUGAAGCUGAUUUAGUGUUUUCUCCCCACUUCUGUGGGAAAAUCUAAAGACUGAAAACAGCUUAUGUGGCUUUAUAACAGAGGCUCAAAUUUGAUAUCAUUUUAAAUUUGAUAUCAGAAUUUAUGAAGACAAUCUAUUUCUUUAGAAUUUGGGUAGCUUGAUUGUUGUGCUUUUAUUUUAAAUGAUAGAGAUAAUCAUUGGAUUAUUUAUAAUUAAUGCAGAACAGGACAACUGAUUGAGGCAUAGUGGCUGAGAGUCAAGAUUUAAACCUAUGGAUUAACAUGUCUCUGGUUUGAAUUUGGCUACUGUUUAAGUUGAUUCAGUGAUAAUGGGCACAAAAGUCUCUCUAUCAGUCUAUGACCCACACAUAGAGCAUGGAACGUAAUAAUCUUACUGUAGUAACCAGAUAAUGCAUGUGGAGCAUUUUGAUUUGUUUAAUAAUGCAAUCUUAAGCAGAGUUACCCUCCAAAGACCACUGAAAUUAAUGACCUUUGAAGGAUGCAACUAUGCUUAGGAUUGCACUGAAAAAAUGCUAUGUAUUG